CGUUCGGUAAAUCAGUCUAAAACAGGCUUCAUCCCGAACGCCAGCAUCAAUCCUAUCUUCUUCUCCCCUUGCUCCACCGCUCAGAGCACACUGCUCUGUCUCCGCCACGCAAUACAGAGAGGAGUGGCCUUCGCCGGCGACGAGGCUCCUCCCUGACCAGAUCCCGCCACAGUCGCGGCGGCAGGGGUCGAGGACGACGACCACGAGGGAUCCGCGGAGGGGGCCAGGGAUUUGGCGUUCGCUACAGCCGAGCACCAGGUACUGCCGUGCUACGACUCAGCUCCUCGCCGACCGGAGCGAGGUGCCGUCGCGGUCCGAUGCCGAGCGCCGCCGCGAGCACCAGGCCGCCGCGCUCGGGGCGACGCUGCCCGCACCAUCCCUGCGAUGCGCCCACCUCCAAGCCGGCGGCGAUGGCGAUGUCCGCGAGGCCCUGGGCGCGAGGGAGGCGAUGGCGACCAGCUGAAGCGGCGGCGCCGUCAUCCUACACCGGGAGGCGGCGCCUGGUGGCGCACGAGGCUGCGGGACGCGGAAGGGGGAGAAGCAAGGGAUGUACUGUUCGAGGAGGCGGGGCGCGGAGGGAGAGAGCAGUGGAGGUGCUGACGCUGACGCCGCGGCGCUUCAUGGAGGUCAACUAGGAGGUGGACGAGGCCUUGCAGCUCGCAGCCGACCUGCUCGCCGAUGCGCCAAUAGGGAUCCGCUCGCCGGCGGGGACGCCGUUUUCUUCUAGUGAUGUGCGGAUGGUGAACUGCUCGCCGGGAUUCACCCCGAGCCCAGGGAGUGGGAGUAUCGGGGAUAGGAUAUGUGCAUCGAGCAGAGGGGUCUGGUGUUCACUUCAGGUUUCUUGCCUCAGUCGGAUCAAUUCUGGAGUCCUUGAUCUCCUCGUCCUUCAUCAACAGCUUUACGUGGGAAGGUAUUGGAUAUUACUAAAAGUUUAGGAGAGCAAAUGUAUGAUAGACAAAUAUGCAAAAUAAGAAUGAACUCUUUUUUAGUUGUUCGGUAGCACAUCAUACACUGAUUGCACUGAAACAGGAAUUGCUAGACUAUUGAUGGAGAAGAUCAUGUGUCCCCUUUUUUUAUGUUGUCUAGCAGUGACUUGGGAAUUUGUUUAGUAGUGACAUGCCAAUUUGUUUGACUUUAGAUUUCUGGUUCACAUGGGUACACAUUGGGUACAUCUUGACAAUAUUUUUUCUGGAAUAGUUUCUUUUGAGCAUGGCAAAUUGUGUAGAACAUGAUAUUUAGUACAAUAUGGCAAAUUGGCAACUAGUGUGUAGUGUUUAGCACUGUUUAGUGUUGUUUGUCCUCCUGCGAGAAUUAUAUUCAGUAAUUUGCCAUGGCAUUUGUCCUCCUGUAUUUAGUCUGUAGUGCAAAUUUUGUAAACUUGCCAUGUGAUCAGUACAUACAAACUCUAGCUUUGAAAUGAAUCAUGAAUAGAAUUUUCUCUAGAUUUUGCCAUGAAUCAGAAGUAUAUAUUGUUGAACACUGUUUUGCCAUGGCAAAAAGGAUUUUAUAGCUUUUGGCAUGCCUCUAAUAUAGCUUUUUCCAUGUCACCACUAUAACUUUUGGCAUGACAUACACAUAUUUUUUUUUACCAUGGCAAAUUUGCUAAUCUGUUUGCCAUGCCUCUAAUAUAGUUUUCGCCAUGUCACCACUACAACUUUGGCCAUGUUCACAUGGAGUAGUAAAAAUAAAAACAAAUUUGAGUUGAUUGUAGAAAUAUGUGUUUGUUUCCCUUUUUUUGACUUUGUAGGAUUGAUGAUGACCACAUUAAGCAUUGCAACUUUUAACAGAUUUGAUUUUGCUUUUGUACUUACUACUGCAAAUCCACCCAGGUAAUUUUGCCAUGUCAAUUAACAUGCAGUAUGUUUGUGCCAUGGCAAAUUUGCAUUCUUUUUCAUUUCAUUUACACGGCAAGUCUUCAAAACAUUUUAGUAUUCCCUCCAUCUCGAAAUAUAUCUACAACCUAGAAAAUUACCUAAAAACUAAUUACUUAUUUUAAACAGAAAGAGUUACUUUCCCACCACCUAAUUUAGGUGUACUGUUUUUUGCGCCAAUAUUUUUUAACCUCCCGCUAAAAGGUCCCAAAUUAGCGUCUUUGUUCCCACCAAAAAAUUAGCUUCCCGCUAAAUACCUUCCUAACAACCCACGAAUAUAUAAUUCUAGACCAAACGACGGCGUCUUCACGGGCGAUUGGAUCUGAGCUCUCGUCUCGGUUCAUCUGUGCUGCCGGCGUCAUGACGGCGUCAACAGAGCGAACCACGUCAGGUGCACGGCGUCAGGUUAGUCCUCCUCCCGAUCUCCUCCAUCGCUGAAAAAUCCAGUCCUCCUCGAUCUCCCCCUCCCCCCUCUCCUCUGCGCCCGCCUCCGUCCGGGAUCAAACCCCCCUCCCCCACGAGCUCCUCAUCGAUGCGCGGCUCUCUCGAUCCUGAUCCAUUCAGAGGGGCUGCCCCUUCUCUCCUCCGAUCGCCGCUUGGCCGUAGAAAAGAAGUCAGGGCAGGGGACAUGCCGCCGCCGGUGGCAUUUUCCCAUCGCGCCUCGAUUUGGCCGCCUCGGCGGAGGCGCUCGCGGCCUGGAGGGUCGGCGCAGCGCCUCACCUUGGCCUGGAGGCUGGCCGCCAUGGAGCUCGCCUCGGCCUUGAACUGGGGCUCGACGGGGCCUCCCGGCCCGGUUCAUGGCUGCAGCCGUCUCGGCUGUGCACGCCGGCGUCGUGACAUGGUGGCCAGGCGCUGGUUACUGCCGCACCCGACCCCAGCGUGCCCGAGGUGCCUGCAGGCCUCUCCACCAUCUCUGCUCCUGUUUCGCUCUGUUUCCUCGUGGACGCCAAAGGGGGUCGUGAGCAUUAGAUUGGUUUUUGAGCAUUAGAUCCAUUAACUGAAAGAUAUAGACAUACUCUGUAAUCUGUAUGUGCAAAGCUAGCUAGCUUGCAUUUUUAUUAGAUAAGUGCCGGCUUUCUGAGUUCAAUCCCCUAACUAAUAAUGGUGCCAAAUACCAGGUUUUUUUUCUACAUACAUGGAUGCUUUCAUGAUCCACUUUACAUUUGUUUCCCCCUGGGUUCAGUCCGAAUCUUUACAUUACACUUAGAAUCCUACCAUCACCGUCACUGUCACUCUGCAUACAACAUUAAUUCUUAUAUCUGAAUCAGGUUGAUUAGCUUUCGAUGUAAUAUUAUCCGGCUUGCCUAAAAUAAAUCCACAUUCUUACACUCUGGUUUCUUCUUAUACAUCCUACAGUCACUUUCUUAUAAAUAUUUUUUAGCAAUUAGCGUAGAUCGAGAUGAGUUUCUUUCAACACAUUUUAAGACAUAAUGUCAUAUAUUAGAUGUUAUAUGUGCGUCAACAGAGCAGAGCAUUCAGGUUUAAUCAUCAUCUGCAUUGCAUUUGAUUCAGAUUACUAUAAGCUGAUUUUUAAUAGAUAUUUGGUCUUACAUGAGUCACAUUGCAUUUUUUUCCUAUAGAUUCAGAGUAGUAUUUUCAUGAACCUAUCACUGAUACUUUGCCUUUCAUGUUCAUUCACAUAUGUCUGGUUUACCCACACAAGAGCACAAUGAUGAAUUUUACGGAGGAUGCUCCUGUAAAGAAAGGCUCUGUUCUCUUAACAAGGAUGGAAAGUAUAACGGCAUACAAAAACCAACGUGGACAACCCAAAUUUGCAACUCCAGAACAAUCUGACAUUCCAGUGUCUGCUAAUGACAUGUGUUCCCUUGCUGAAUGGCCAUCCCAUGCUCGCCGCAACUGUGCGCGACUACAGGAUGCUGGUGGACAGAAGAAGAAAGGGCGAGGUGUUCUAAAAGGUUUUAAAGCUAAAUAUUACAUUCUCUGAAAAAUUGGGUGGUACAGUAGGAAUGAACUAUCGCUCGUUCAAGGAUGACGUGGUUGUCAUAAUGAAAAGAAAGUUACCACUCAUUGGAGUGAGGACGUGGUCGGACAUUCACCCUACCAUUCAUCGACUCAUUGUUGCAGAUAUAAUAGACAGAUGGGACCUGGAAGAUACACUAGAAACAGAAGAAAAAGUUUUCAAAAUUGCGAAAGAGAGAUAUAGAGGCUGGCGAUCAACUCUAAGCUCCACUUACAAGGAAUACAAAACAGAUGCAACUAGAUUGGCUAAUCUGCCUGAAGAUUUACAACCAGAAGAGUGGGAAUGGAUGAUUGAGUACUUUGGCACUGAUUCAAAAUUUCAGGAACGCAGCCAAAAGAACGCUGAUAACCGUAAGAAACAGAAGACAAAACAUAUAAUCGGAUCAAAAUCUUACUCACAAGUUAGUUUCGAGAAGAGAAACUUAGAAACUGGAGAAGAGCCAGAUUGUAUUACUCUAUGGGAAUUCACCCAUACAAACAAUGGAACAUGGUCUAACACAGAUUCCCAGAAAGUUUACGACCAAGCACUUGAAGAGGUUAAAAACAAAGAAGCUGAAACUGAAGGUCCACUUUCAAGUGAGCAGAAAAACAAUGUUUUCCAGACUGCUUACAAAGACACUCUGGAAUGCAAGUCAUCGCAGCCUCGUGGGUACGGAUACAUGGCCAAAACUUCAACUGGUUCUGAAAAGUUCCGUAUCCAGAUUGAAGAGCAAGCUCGUGCUACAGCAGCCACCCAGGAGCGAAACUCUCAGCUCAGCCAGCAGGUCAAUGAUUUAGAAGAUCAACUACAAGCUGAACGUGCUAACACACAAGAGAGGAUUAACUUGGAGCGUGCUGAGAGAGAACAACUUGAGGAGAGGUUAAAACAAGAGCGUGCUGAAAGGGAAAGAUUGUUGCAAGAGGAGCGAACAUCAAGACUGGAAUUUGAAAAAACAUGAUGGCAAAGUUUGUAGAAUUGAGCAAACAGAUGGAAACCCAACAGGUUCCUACGAAGAGGGUUGACAAAGAAAAUAGUAAUCCAAACUUGCAAAAUAUUCUUUCACAGACAUCUAGUCCUAAUAAGACUCCAGAUUCAAGGCCGACUGCUAUUUCUUCAAAUGCGCUCAUACAAGCUGCAGCAAGGCAAUCUCGAAUGUAUAAAGCAAUGGAUCCAAAGAACUAGCUGGACUGGACUCUAGAUCACAGGCAGUUUAGUCUUCGAAGUUAAUUAGGAUGGCUAAAUUACAUUUGAGUUUUAUUUGAUGGAUAUUUUCUGUCAGAAGUAUGAAUUGUAUGAAUCUACAUAUUAUAUAUAUGGUUUUGAAUAUUGUAAUUAAAACCCUGUAAUUUUUUUUAUGAUUGCAAUAGACUAUUACCACAACCCAUUUUUGGUUGCCACAUGCUAGCACCACUAAAAAUAUAGUGUUGCAUCAUAUCUCAGUUGCUA
Molecule: messenger RNA, 5277 nt
Organism: Triticum aestivum (bread wheat)
Lineage: Eukaryota; Viridiplantae; Streptophyta; Magnoliopsida; Poales; Poaceae
Exons: 11
Coding region: 3839-4789 (316 amino acids)
Source: RefSeq, a predicted model, not a curated record